AUGUCUCUGCAGGUCGAGGAUACCAGAAGAACUCGGUCGCGCUCUCCAGGCCGGCGCGACCGCAGCCGCAGUAGAAGCCGUGGCCCUCCCUUGGUCGUCGAGACCGACCCAUACGGCGACAGGGAGAGGGAGCGUGCGUACGAGCACGAGGAGCGCCGCUAUCAGGCGCCCCCCUCACCCAGCGACGAUGCCUACUACCGCCGCCCGAGGAGCCCAGCCGUCGAGAACGGCGCGCGGACCUCGUACGGCGACCUGAGAUACGAUGGCGACUACCGCAGGGAUGGUCCCAGGGAAAGGCACUCCGACUCGGACAGGGAGCGCGACAAGGAGCGCGACAAGGAGCGCGACAAGGAGCGCGACCGUGCCGGGCUGAUGGACGCCUUCCUGCCGCAGAAGUACGCCAAGAAGCUCGAGAACUCGGACGCCUACAACUACAUGACCGCCCCCAUCUCCGACAAGUCGAGGGAGCGGUCGCGCGACCGCCGCGCCCAGAAGAAGGAGAAGCUCGAGGAGGACCUCGCCUACGGCAAGCUUCACUCCCCGCCCACAAAGGACGCCCGCCCCGUGUCUCCGCGUCCUCCGGCCUCCCCGCGCCACUCGCCCUCGCCCUCGUAUGAGUACGCCAAGCCGCCCCAGUGGGAGUAUGAGAGGGACGAGAAGCUGUCCUCGUACACCUCCCGGGACCCACGGCACAGCUCGGAUGCCCUCGGUGUCGGCCACGGCCAUGGCAGCUCCUCGCGCACGCGCAGCCGGAGCCCCGCGCCGGGCCACCGGGACAGGGACCGCGAGAGGAAGUCCCACUCGCACCGGGACUCGCUCACCGUCGACCCGCGCGGCUCGUCGGCCAGCGUCGUCGCGGUCGAGCCGGGCGAGGCGCCGCGCAAGAGCGCCAUGAAGCGGUCCUCGUCGCCGCAGCCGCCCGUCAACAGGAUGUCAUCGCUCUCCGUGUCGACCCCGUACCACCCGGGCGCGGGCGGCCUGUCCGUGUCGGCCGCGCCGGCGUCGCCGCUGCUCGAGUCGUACCACGGGACCUACCAGCAGUCGUCGCCGAUGCCAUCGCCCCUGCUGUUACCGACCCACUACGGCCCAGGCGACGCGCAAGUCAUGGACGUCUCCCCGAUCGGGUCCGAGGACGAGCGCAGCGGCAAGAGGCGGUCGCGACGGGCGCGUUUCGCAGACCCGCAGGACGACGCGCAGCGGCUGGCAGACGCUCUCAAGGGGAGCAAGCCGCCGCGGACGGAGCCCCUGAUCGAGAUCCUGCCCGGCAUGACGCAUGAGCAGGUGAUGGACCUGCGGGCCGAGUACAAGCGGCUGGUCAAGACGGGCCCGGAGCGCAAGGGCGUCAACGUGGCCAAGCACGUGCGCGUGCGCCUCAAGGACGAGGACCCGUCGCUCAUGAAGGCGUGCUACGCGACGGCGCUGGGACGGUGGGAGUCGGAGGCGUACUGGAGCAGCUUCUGGUACCAGGGCGACAAGACGCGGCGCGAGCUGCUGAUCGAGAGCCUCAUGGGGCGCACCAACGACGAGGUGCACGAGAUCAAGGAUUCCUUCACCGACAAGAAGUACGGCGACAGCCUCACGCGCUGCAUGAAGCAGGAGCUCAAGGAGGACAAGUUCAAGAGGGCCGUGUUGAUGGUGCUGGAAGAGCAGAGGAUGGAGGACUUCGACCGCCAUGGCCGCCCGCUGGAAAUCGAUUACGACCUGGUCAGGAGCGACGUGCACACCCUCCACAAGGCCGUCAAGGCCGAAAAGGGCGGCGAGAGCGCCAUGAUCGGCAUCGUCGUCAUGCGCAGCGACGCCCACCUGCGGGAGAUCCUGCGGGAGUACAGCGAGGAGCACCGCGCCAACUUUGCGAGGGACGCGCUGAAGAAGAGCGGGAACCUGGUGGGCGAGCUCCUCGCACAUAUCCUCAACGGCGUGAUCAACAAGCCGGUGCGCGACGCGCUGCUGGUGCACCACGCGCUGACGGCGUCCAAGAAGGACGGCCUGCGGCGCGAGCUACUGACGUCGCGGCUGGUGCGCUUCCACUGGGACCGGCACCACAUGGCCGCCGUCAAGCGGGCGUACACCGAGCGCUACGGCAAGGACAUGAUGGAAGCCGUCCGGGACGGCACCUCCGGGGAGUGGGGUCAGUUCUGCCAGGAGCUGUGUAUUUCGCGGAUGCCCGACGACGUCAAGAGGGUGGAGAGGAUCCAACUGUCGAGGUAA
Molecule: messenger RNA, 2208 nt
Organism: Diaporthe citri
Lineage: Eukaryota; Fungi; Ascomycota; Sordariomycetes; Diaporthales; Diaporthaceae
Exons: 2
Coding region: 1-2208 (735 amino acids)
Cellular component (GO): cytoplasm
Molecular function (GO): calcium-dependent phospholipid binding; calcium ion binding
Source: RefSeq, a predicted model, not a curated record